AUGGACUUGAGGGUCGGUAAAAAAUACCGUAUUGGCCGUAAGAUUGGCUCGGGAUCAUUUGGUGACAUUUAUUUGGGCACAAAUAUCAUUUCAGGAGAAGAGGUUGCCAUCAAGUUGGAAAACACCAAAGCUAAGCAUCCACAAUUGGAAUAUGAAGCAAAGGUCUACAAGGCUCUAAGUGGAGGCGUCGGCAUCCCAUUUGUAAGAUGGUAUGGCACAGAAUGCGACUAUAAUGCAAUGGUUAUUGACUUGUUGGGCCCCAGUUUAGAGGAUUUGUUCAAUUAUUGUAAUAGGAAAUUCACCUACAAAACCGUUUUGCUAUUGGCCGACCAAUUAAUAUGCCGCAUUGAGUAUAUCCAUGCUAGGUGUUUUAUCCAUCGUGAUAUCAAGCCAGAUAACUUCCUUAUGGGAAUAGGCAGAAGAGGUUCUCAAGUAAAUGUCAUUGAUUUCGGAUUAGCUAAAAAAUAUCGUGAUCCAAGAACUCAUUUGCAUAUCCCAUAUAGAGAAAACAAAAACUUGACAGGAACCGCUAGAUACGCAAGUGUAAACACUCAUUUGGGUAUCGAACAAAGCAGAAGAGAUGAUUUGGAAAGCUUGGGCUAUGUCUUGAUUUACUUUUGUCGUGGAUCUUUGCCAUGGCAAGGCUUGAAAGCUGCUACAAAAAGACAAAAAUAUGAUCGUAUCAUGGAGAAAAAGAUGACAACACCCAACAAUAUCUUGUGCAAAGGUUUGCCAUCGGAAUUCUUAGAUUAUAUGGAUUACAUCAAGACCUUGAGAUUUGACGACAAGCCAGAUUACGCUUAUUUGAGGAAAUUGUUUAGGGAUUUGUUCAAAAAGGAAAACUACCGUUAUGAUUAUGUAUUUGACUGGACCUUGUACAAGUUUCAAUUGGAGAAGCAAAGAGCUCAGGGGAAAGCAGCCGAUGGGGAGCAAAAUCAAACUCAACAACAACAAACUCAACAACAACAACAACAACAACAACUAACUCAACAACUAGCUCAACAACAACAACAACAACAACAGACUCAACAACAUCAAAUUCAAAACCAAGACGAACAACAACAAUCAAAGACUUUGCAACAAUUGGCUGAUCAGCGUUACCAAAAUAAUAAGGCUGUCUAUACUCCAAAUCAAAACUAUGCAAGCAAUUACCAAGAGAAACAAAAGAUCCCUCAACAGCAGCAACAACAGCAAAACCAAGGAAAUCCAGCAUGGCUUUAA
This is a messenger RNA of Lodderomyces oxycetoniae, 1221 nucleotides long. RefSeq names its product serine/threonine protein kinase (gene HRR25). Gene Ontology annotation, cellular component: cytoplasm; nucleus. The transcript has a single exon. The record is from RefSeq and is a predicted model, not a curated record. NCBI's taxonomy places the organism in Eukaryota, Fungi, Ascomycota, Pichiomycetes, Serinales, Debaryomycetaceae. Gene Ontology annotation, biological process: signal transduction; peptidyl-serine phosphorylation; endocytosis. The coding region runs from base 1 to 1221 and encodes 406 amino acids. Gene Ontology annotation, molecular function: protein serine/threonine kinase activity; ATP binding.